Messenger RNA from Rhineura floridana, 4363 nucleotides. It is a transcript of the gene PPP1R10, whose product is annotated as protein phosphatase 1 regulatory subunit 10. Bases 658 to 3390 code for a protein of 910 amino acids. NCBI's taxonomy places the organism in Eukaryota, Metazoa, Chordata, Lepidosauria, Squamata, Rhineuridae. Gene Ontology annotation, cellular component: nucleus. The transcript has 20 exons. The record is from RefSeq and is a predicted model, not a curated record. Gene Ontology annotation, molecular function: metal ion binding.
CUACUAACUGCGUCACAUUCUUUAUCGAUAGUAAAUUUUAUUUUUGUGUAGACUGUUCGAUUGGAUUUCAAAAUUCAAUUCUGGUAAUGUGCGUUAACCUAAAUUUUGAAUCGGAUUUACUCGAGCUGGGUGUCGGCAUUGGGCGGGGACACGAGCUCCAGCCUUUGUUCUUUAGCCGCAUCGCGCGACGGUGGGAGGGGGCGUUGGGAAGAGGGAGUGGCCUCAUAUAAAAGACUCCGCGCGCUCCCAUUUCGGCCAUUCUGGGGUCUGUGUAAAGGUUUGCUUUGGCUUGAGACACCGUCGAACUUGCUCCGCGAAACAAAGAAAAAUCCCCCCACAAUUGAGCCUCUGAGACGACACAAAAAAAGCCAGCUACAUUUCUGAUCGUCUGUAUUGGGAAGCUGUUAAAAUUCUUUGUGACCUGAAGGAGACCAACUACCACUAAAAACAUAAAAAACAAAAUUAAUAUUUAGCAACAACUUUCCCUGAUCUUUUUUAUUAAGCAACUUUUUGUUACUUAUUGACCAUCCAAAAAGUUGCUAUUUUUAAAAAAAUGAAAACCAAAUAUAUUUUUUUCUUUAAAAACACAGCUUAAUCCAAAAAAGCUAAACCUUGAGGCGCUGUCGACGAGAAAAUUAAUUGGAUACAUUUCCUGCAAUGGGCUCCAGACCGAUAGACCCAAAGGAACUCCUAAAAGGACUGGAUUGUUUUCUUGGCAAAGAUGGAGAAGUCAAAACUCAUGAAGGCAUCACUAAAAUUUUCAACUUAAUGAAAGAUGCACAGAAGAUGGUCAGUCGCUGCAUCUACCUGAACAUCUUGUUGCAAACCAGAGCACAAGACAUACUCUCUAAAUUCAUCGAGGUUGGGGGCUACAAGCUCCUCAACACAUGGCUGACUAGUUCGAAAGCAUCCAGUAAUGUGCCCCUGCUUCAGCAGAUUCUACUCACGCUGCAGCACUUGCCCCUUACAGUGGAUCAUCUGAAACAAAACAAUACUGCCAAACUGGUAAAGCAGCUCAGCAAGUCAAGUGAGGAUGAAGAGGUUCGUAGACUGGCUUCCAUACUGGUCAGUGACUGGAUGGGUGUCAUCCGCUCCCAGAGUAGCUCCCAGCCUGCAGAGCGAGACAAGAAAAAGCGGAAGGAGGAGAAUAAAAGCAAAACUCCUGUACAGGAGAAGCCUCAGGAGGCCAAAUCAGAAAUGAAGCCUGAAGAGAUUCCUGAGAAGAAGAAAGAAAAGCCAAAAUCUCUUCGCACCACAGCACCCAGCCAUGCCAAGUUCCGUUCCACUGGUUUGGAAAUGGAGACUCCAUCGCUCAUUCCUGUAAAGAAAAACGUUAGUGCUGCAGUAACCUCAGAUAAAUACAACCUGAAGCCAAUACCACUGAAGAGACAGAACACAUGUGUUCCAGUUGCAGAAAACCCACCAGCUGAGAAGAAAUACAAGCCCCUCAACACCACACCUAAUACUACCAAAGAGAUUAAAGUGAAAAUUAUCCCCCCACAACCUAUGGAAGGCUUGGGCUUCUUGGAUGCCCUAAAUUCUGCCCCUGUCCCAGGAAUCAAGAUAAAGAAGAAAAAGAAAGUUCUGUCUCCAACUGCAGCGAAGCCAAGUCCUUUUGAAGGGAAGCCAGCUCAAGAAACCAGUGCUACCAAGCCAUCUUCACCAGAGCUUACCCCAGCUUCAGAACCAAUGGAUGUGGACAGACCUGGCACCCCUGUACCAGCCGUGGAGGUUCCUGAGCCUAUGGAGACAAACUCCUCUGAGCAGGGUGGGUUGCUAGAUUCCAAGCCAGCUGAGAGCCCAGUUGACUCAACACAGCUGACAAAGAAGGGCAAGAAGAAGAAGACCGUGAGCUGGCCAGAGGAAAGCAAACUGCGGGAGUAUUUCUACUUUGAAUUGGAUGAGACAGAGCGAGUCAAUGUAAACAAAAUCAAGGACUUUGGUGAGGCUGCCAAGCGAGAGAUGCUGAAGGACCGCGAGGCCUUUGAGACAGCCCGCCGGCUCAGUCAUGAUGCCAUGGAGGAGAAGAUCCCCUGGGUCUACCCAAAGCCCAUUGACUUGCCUGUUCCACUGGUUCAGCCAGGAAGUGGAAGCCAGGAGAAAUUCACACAAGCUGAGCGCGAGAAGGGCAUUUUACAGGAACUCUUUCUGUCCAAAGAGAGUGUUCCUGACAGUCCUCAUGAACCUGACCCAGAGUCUUAUGAGCCAGUGCCACCCAAGCUCAUUCCUCUGGAUGAGGAAUGCUCCAUGGAUGAGGCCACCUACGAGGAAAGACUCGACCCAGCCACCGCCUCGCAGUCUCCGGAUGGAGCUGGGGGCUCCAAGCUGCCCCCGGUCCUGGCCAACCUCAUGGGCAGCAUGGGGGCAGGCAAGAACCCGCAGGGCCCCAACCCCAACUCCUCCAUCAACGUGCAAGAGAUCCUCACCUCCAUCAUGGGUGGCUCAAACAAUCAUAAAACGGAAGAGCUGAUGAAGCAGCCAGAUUACUCACUCAAGCACCUGCUGGGCAACUUGCAGGGUCAGCCUGGACCAGGUCCUUCAGGAGUUCCCCAUGGACUGCUUGGACCAGGACCUGGUCCAGUCCCCAAUGGAUUUCCACCUGGGCCCAAAAAUAUGCAACACUUCCCUCCUGGAGGGCCAGGACCCAUGCCUGGACCACAUGGAGGCCCAGGCGGUCCUAACAUGCCCCCAGGUCCUGGUGUGCCCGGUGGACCUCGAAUGAUGGGCGCACCUCCGCCACAGUGUAAUGAUGGAUACUGGGACCCUCCUGAUGGUGGCAUGCGUGGUGGGCCCCACGGAGGCAUCAGGGGUGGCAGUCCUGGCCCAGGACCUGGCCCCGGCCCUUUCCACCGUGGGCGUGGUGGCAGGGGUGGAGAGCCCCCUUUCCGUGGACGAGGAGGCGGACGGAGUGGCGGCCCCCCUAAUGGUAGGGGUGGCCCUCCCAACAACAAUAAGGGCGGUGGCCAUGGAGGGGGACACGGCGGUGGUGGCCAUGGAGGGGGACACGGCGGUGGUGGCCAUGGAGGUCACGGAGGAGGGGGCCACCCAGGGGACCACAGCAGGGGACAUCCAGGUGGUCAUCCUGGGGACCACAGCAGGGGACAUCCAGGUGGUCAUCCUGGGGACCACAGCAGGGGACAUCCAGGCGGUCAUCCUGGGGACCACAGCAGGGGACAUCCAGGCGGUCAUCCCGGGGACCACGGCAGGGGAUAUCCUGGGGACCACGGCAGAGGUCACCCAGGGGACCACGGCUGGGGGCACGGAGGCGGCCAUGGCGGAGACAGGUCAAUGCGUCCUGUAUGUCGUCACUUCACGAUGAAAGGCAGCUGCAGGUACGAGAACAAGUGUGCCUUCUACCACCCCGGAGUGAAUGGGCCGCCUUUACCCUAGUCCUAGGGACUUGGGGCCCUCUCCUCAUCUCUUCUAACUCUUAACUGUGGUAUCAGCAUAUAUCCCCAUGUCAUGGACUCUGGGACUUGAACCCCACCUUCAGACUCAUGCUGCAUCCACCUUUUUAUGGCUUCUGUGAGGCCCAUUAAAUGCUUGGGGCAAGGGGAGGCAACUGCUCCCCCCUGCUGCAUCUGCUGCUACUGAUGAACUGCCACGUCCCCAAAGAGGAACCACUGGGAAUCGCCUCCUCCCUCCUUGCCUGUGGGGCAACAAGGCCAUCAAUGACUUUGAAAGCACAACAGACAUGGAUGGUUUUUAAAAACCAACUGAUUUGUGUAAAUAUCCCUGUGAAAACCAGCAAAGAGGAGACGCUCCAAAUCAAAGGCCUGCCUAGGCUCUGCUGCAUUCUGCCAUGUGUUCCAGGAGCCAGACCCGCACUGAGGACUUUCUGCUUUUGGUCUGGCAGAACAGCUGGCAUCAGCAGGAAAGCUUUUUAGGAACAUGCAUGUGAUGCAAGGGUGGGGGUGAAGCAACUGAUUGUGGAUCGUUCUUUGGGAUCGGAGGUUGGGAGAAGGGGGGGAGGUCCAGCAGCUGCCACUUGCACAGUACCCUACUGACUCCUGAGUGCCCCACCCUCCCCUUUGUAAAAUACCCCCACUGACUGCAGAGAUGCAGUUUCCCUUGGUGCUAUGCCUGUCAUUAGGGGAAACCUACAAACUGUUUUCUGUGAAAACUCAAACUUGACUCUAAUGAUUUAGGGGGUAAUUUUUUGUUUUCCUGAUUUAUGUCGUCAGUUGUGGAUUUUUUUUUAACUGUCUCACAAGAUGUGGACUUGUCACUACAUCUUUUGUCUCCCCCUCUCCUUGAAGUGGGUGCAGCAACUCCUCUCCUGAGGGGAAGAAAAUGUCUCUAAGUUUUGUAUAUUUUGUACAUUAGUAAUAAACAUGGUGGAAAAACAAAUUAUCUAAUUUAA